Messenger RNA from Daucus carota subsp. sativus, 2274 nucleotides. Its product is annotated as (3S,6E)-nerolidol synthase 1-like. The transcript has 7 exons. Gene Ontology annotation, biological process: diterpenoid biosynthetic process. Lineage: Eukaryota; Viridiplantae; Streptophyta; Magnoliopsida; Apiales; Apiaceae. Bases 138 to 1658 code for a protein of 506 amino acids. Gene Ontology annotation, molecular function: terpene synthase activity; magnesium ion binding. The record is from RefSeq and is a predicted model, not a curated record.
UUAAAAAGCGUACUAAAUUAUGGAUGUCUGUCUCCAGUUGAAAUGUGUGAAAGAAUUUUAUUAGCAGGUGCUACUGAAGUCUUGUGACAAGACUCUUGUCUGGGCAAAAUUGCGUCAAAAAUCUUACUUUAAGAGCAAUGGCACAAGAUAUGGCAAAUAUUAAGCGUGAACUCAUGGUGAAGAACAUAGGGCGUGAUCCGUAUAAAGAUUUGAUCAUGGUAGACGUUGUUCAAAGGUUAGGGAUUGAUUAUGAGUUUAAGGAGGAGAUUGAACAAGUGCUGGAGAGGCAGUAUACAGCAAUUGAUGAACUUGUGAACAAUAAAGAUCUAUACUUUGUUUCACUUUGUUUCCGACUGCUCAGACAACACCAGUACUAUGUGUCUGCAGAUGCUUUUAACAACUUCGUUAACAAGACGAGGAAUCUAGAGAUAAGGGGGGAAAGUAAUGAUGCCUUGAUGAGCUUGUAUGAAGCGUCGCAGCUAAGAGUGGAAGGAGAAGAGGUUCUUGAUGAAGCUGAAUACUUGAGCCGCCUACUUCUCCAGGAAAGAAUGAAAUUUCUGAAUCAUGACCAGUCUAUUGCUAUAAAAAAUACCCUAGCUCAUCCCCACCACAAAAGUUUCGCGAGGAUUACUGAAAAGCAUAUUAUCAGCAAUGUAGUUAAUGGUAACGAAGGAUAUGAAAAGGCCUUGCAGGAACUAGUAACUACAGAUUUAGCUCUUAUGCGAACUAUACAUGACAGAGAAUUAAGUGCAGUCUCAAGGUGGUGGAAUGACUUGGGAUUAGCACAAGAGUUGAAAUUAGUGAGAGAUCAGCCCCUGAAAUGGUAUAUGUGCACUACAGCUCUCCUAACAGAUCCAGGUUUUUCUGAGGAAAGAAUCGAGCUAGCAAAACCUAUAUCACUUAUCUACAUCAUAGAUGAUAUUUUUGAUCUUUAUGGGACCAUUGAUGAACUCACUCUUUUCACUGAAGCUGUCAAUAGGUGGGAUAUCGCGGCUACUGAGCAACUACCAGACUACAUGCAGAAGUGUUUCCUUUCUCUGCAUAACAUCACUAAUGAGAUUGGAUACAAGAUCUAUAAGAAAUUUGGCCUGAACCCCAUAGACUACUUAAAAAUAUCGUGGUCCAAAUUGUGCAAUGCAUUUUUAGAAGAAUCAAAAUGGUUUGCUUCGGGACACUUGCCACUAGCAGAAGAGUACCUGAAUAAUGGAAUUGUUAGUUCAGGGGUACACGUCGCUCUAGUCCACAUGUUCUUUCUCAUAGGAGAUGGUUCGACAAAAGAACAAGCUGAAUUGAUUACUAGUAAUGCGAGUAUGUUAUCAUAUCCAGCAGCCAUACUCAGACUCUGGGACGAUUUGGGCAGUGCCAAGGAUGAGAAUCAGAAAGGCCAUGACGGGUCAUACGUGACCUGCUACAUGAAAGAACAUGGAGAAGUAUCUGUUGAAGCUGCGCGAAAACAUGUUCAGGACAUGAUUUCUGAUACAUGGAAACGUCUGAACAAGGAGUGCUUUUCUCCAAAUCCAUAUUCAAAGACCUUUAUUAAAGGGUGUCUGAAUCUAGCAAGGAUGGUGCCACUGUUGUACAAUUAUGCUGACAAUCAGAGCCUUCCACAGCUUGAGGAGUAUAUGAAGAGCAUGUUUGUUUUACCUUUAAAUUGUUGAAAAUAAUAAACUAUUAGCGCAACAAUGAGGCAGUUAUAUAUCAGGAAUUAACAAGAACAAGCAAGGCACCAAAUAACGAAACAAUACACGAAGGCAAAACAGAAAUAUAAUCAGUACCUUAAAUUGACAAGAAAAGACAGAAAUCACUUAGCUUGCAAAGCUUUAUCAAAUACUGAUCAAAAUCAGAAUCACAGCUGAGUCGCCUAGCCCUUGAAAAGUCUAGACUGCUCUUGAAACGAUAAUUGCCCCACUUACGUUGUGUUGGGUUGCAGCAAUCUCGCCUCCAGGAUAAAACAGCUCAGAUCAACUCGUUCACAGACACGCAAUUGAUCAACAGCGACCUGACCUCAGUUCGCCCAGAAAACCUAUGCAAUCUGUUCUGUAUGUAUUAUUGUAGAGAGAAAAUAGAGAAGAGUAGCAGCUAGGGUUUUUGUAUUUUUGAUAUCCCUCACUCACAAAAACGUUUUGAUUCUGUAUAUAAUACAAAAUAAAACGUAACUGAAGAUAUGGCAUUAAUUACAAUAAAUAUUCUGACUUAAUGCAUUUUAUUUUAAUUGAAUAUACUUCAGUACAUUCACCACUCAGGGGCACGUACAUUCACCAGUCAGGGGCACGU